Molecule: messenger RNA, 1199 nt
Organism: Penaeus vannamei (Pacific white shrimp)
Lineage: Eukaryota; Metazoa; Arthropoda; Malacostraca; Decapoda; Penaeidae
Source: RefSeq, a predicted model, not a curated record
GUAAGCGACCAUCAACACAAACCAUGGCCGGCUCCACUCGGCUCUGUUUACUCGCCAAAAGUUUUAAUUUAUUGUCCGUUUCUCAGCCCCCAUUGAGCCACGGCAUUGUGAGACAGUAUGCAACAGCAGUCACCUUUGCCAGACCAAGCAUUGCAGCAGUUCCUCUCUCAGCAAAAGGAAAUAGCGUUAGUCAGAGGCUGAAUCAACCACACCUCCCUCAAGUGCAGCCAGCCAGGUCAACGAGCUUCUUCAACAAAUUGCCGGCUGAUCAGCUCUGGAAGGGUGUGACGAGUGUGAGCAAUGCUGGCAAGAAGCGUGGUCGUGGCAAAGGCGUUGGCAAGAAAAUGGCAAAAAAUCUCAACCGAGGACAGAUGAUUGGCGUUGGGCGUGAGAAUAUUGUUUGGCCUGGACUCAAUGCCCCCAUAUUGCGAGGGAAGGAGUUGAUACAGCAGCAGAAGCUCCCGCAAGAUACAGAGAGAGAGGCAAAGCUCAUCAAAAUGAGAGACACCAUGGGUGUGUUCCGCCCUUUGCGCCUAGAUCCCCUGGAGAGAGGCUGGUCCGGCAACAAGAUGCCCGGGAGGAGCAUUGGCCCUCCUGACCCUAUUGGGGAAGACAGCUUUGAUGGGUUUGACACCAAAGUACUGGAACUGAAGACAGUGACCCACAUGAGCGGCAUCUUCGGGAGGAAAAGACGAAUGAGUAUGUUUGUCGUCACUGGCAACGGGAAUGGCCUGGGAGGAUUUGCUCUAGCCAAAGCCAACACCAUGCCAGCCACCAUGAGGAAGGCGAAGAACCGGGCGGGACAGAAACUGAUCUACAUUGAAAGAUACAAUGACCAUACAGUUUUCCAUGACUUCUUUAGCCAGUUUGGAUACACAAAGCUCUUUGUCAAGAAGAAGCCUGAGGGCUAUGGUCUGGUAUGCCACCGUGCCAUCCGUACCAUCUGUGAGGUGAUUGGCAUCAAGGACAUCUAUGUCAAGGUGGAAGGCUCUACCAACAUCCAGAACCUCACGAAGGCCUUCUUUCUCGGACUCAUCAAUCAGAAAACUCACCAGCAUCUCAGCGAGGCCAAGCAGUUGCACCUUGUUGAGUUUCGUAAAGAGAACCUGGAUUUCCCCCGGGUUGUGGCUUCCCCCCAGAGUGGCAAGGUGCGCGACUUAGAAGAAAUUCCCAAGGACGAGGAGCUUGACUUUGGCCUG